Messenger RNA from Arabidopsis thaliana (thale cress), 893 nucleotides. RefSeq names its product Ribosomal protein S25 family protein. The record is from RefSeq and is marked reviewed. The transcript has 4 exons. Bases 131 to 457 code for a protein of 108 amino acids. NCBI's taxonomy places the organism in Eukaryota, Viridiplantae, Streptophyta, Magnoliopsida, Brassicales, Brassicaceae.
GUAUAGAUAUUGACCUCAAACUUAGGGAAACCCUAAUAUAAGAGCAAACCCUAGCAGCGCUAUCUCCCUCAGCCUCAUCUUUCACCCACUACUAUUCGCCGUUCGCUUUUCCCUCGCCGUCGAAAUCAACAUGGCGCCGAAGAAGGAUAAGGUUCCGCCACCGUCAUCGAAGCCGGCGAAAUCCGGAGGUGGAAAGCAGAAGAAGAAGAAGUGGAGCAAGGGAAAGCAAAAGGAGAAGGUGAACAACAUGGUGCUGUUUGAUCAAGCUACUUAUGACAAGCUUCUCACUGAAGCUCCCAAGUUCAAGCUCAUCACCCCUUCCAUUCUCUCUGACCGUAUGAGGAUCAAUGGGUCGCUAGCAAGGAGAGCGAUUAGGGAGCUAAUGGCCAAAGGUGUGAUCAGGAUGGUCGCUGCUCACUCGAGCCAGCAGAUCUACACUCGUGCCACCAACACCUAAGAUGUUUGGUUUCUUUAUCCACCUAAGAUGUUUGGCUUCUUUUUCUUAUCUCUUGUUGUUUGAUUCUUCAGGAACUUGUUAGAAUCUUUUGUUUCGUAUUCCGUUUUUUUGAGAUAUAUGGUUAUUUAAAACGCAUCAAGACUUCUAAAAUUGAGUCAAUCCUUUGAUAUAUCCGUUCUAGAAUUCGGUAAUGGAGUUGUUCCGGUUUAGUUAUGCAUCAAAUAAUUUAAACCGUAGUUCUUUAUUAUAGGGAUUUGAACUAAUUGAACGAAUUCAUUCAAAAUAUUAUUUGAAUGCUUGGAUUUAUUUUAUAAAGGAGGUUAUGUAAUGUAGACAUUUAGAUUGAUGGACUAAUAUGAAUGAAUAUGAUGAAAUGAAAAUAACGCCUACAGCCCAUUUGACAAGUUUCAGUGUCCCUUAAUAUUUUGUUAAUAAA